AUGUGGUGGUCAUUCCUGAACAACAACUCUUACUACGGGUUUUCUGAUAGCACUUCGCAAUUUACGACUCUCAUCACGACAUGGGCGCAACGAAUCUUGGGCGCUUCCGCCCUUUCUUCAUUGUUUUCAGGGUCGCCCAUGUUCAACACGGUUGCCUUGCUCGUGUUGGGGACGUUACUCGAGGCUGGAAGGAGGACCGGUGACUGGUUAAUGGAGCGCUUUCGGAUACGAUUCCACAUUUCCGCCGAGUUUCGUGACGGUGACCCGACUUAUGACUGGAUAUUCCUAUUCCUGACCGAGAAACAAAUUUGGCGACGCUCAACGGACUUUGUCGUGACUUCCAAAACGUCGAAGAGAAAAUGGGGCAUUCUAACGUCCUCAGAAGAGGGAACCCCAGAACAGCAUGCGGAAUACGUACCAUCUUACCACCUCCCAACGCUUUUCCGAUGGAACGGAUAUUGGGUAGAGACGAGCGGGACGGACUUGAGUGAACCAGUGUCAACAGGUCGUUAUUCUGAUUCUGGUUCCAGAGGAGUCAUAUGUUUGAAGAUAUACACCAGAAACAUAAAGGCUCUGACGACUCUUGUCGAAUAUGCACGAUCUCGCUACAAUGAAGUUAGCAGUCCGCACAUUCUUGUCCAUACGACAGAUAAUCCUGGAUACGGCACGCCGAUGUACUGGGCUGAAGUGACUCAGAAACCAAGACGGCCUCUGAAAACGAUCGUCCUUGAGGGUAACGUUUUGGAGGAUCUCCUAGCUGACGCCAAAGAGUUUAUCUCGAUGGAGGAGUGGUACCGCGAUGCUGGCAUUCCUCAUCGACGUGGUUAUCUGCUAUAUGGUCCACCUGGAACUGGAAAAACUUCGACGAUCUAUGCUAUGGCAGGCGAACUUGGGAUGGGAAUCUACGCCCUCUCUCUAGCUUCCGAUUUCGUCGACGACACCUUCCUCCAGAAAGCCUCAGCCGCAGUGCCAAAGCACUCGAUACUUCUCAUCGAAGAUAUCGACUGUGCUUUCCCGUCUCGAGAGGAAGCCGAAGAGGACCACUGGCGUCAAAAAUCUCGCGUCACUUUGUCUGGUCUCCUAAAUGUCCUCGAUGGAGUAGGAAGUGAGGAGGGAAAGCUCUUUUUUGCAACGACGAACCACAUGGAAAAGCUGGACCCGGCGCUGAUACGACCAGGUCGAGUGGACGUAAGGAUCGAGUACAAGUUGGCCACGAGGAACCAAGCAUCCGCACUAUUCGCUCGGUUCUACCCCAAGAAGCAUAUGGCUUCACUCAAACUCAGUGACCUCAGCGAGAAAUCCCCGUCCUUCGAUGAGGGGAUUGAACUCCUGGCGAGAAAAUUUGCUGAAGGUAUCCCUGAGCACGAGUUCUCGACGGCGGAGAUCCAAGGGUAUCUUCUGAACCAUAAAAAAGAACCGGAACAGGCUGCGGACGGAGUGAAUGAGUGGGUCGAAGUGCAGAGAAAGGCGAGGGAGGAGCUGAGGCUGAAGCUUGAGGAGGAAGAGAAGAAGAAGUUGGCGAGGAAAAAGAAAAAGGAAGAAGAGGACGAGGACAAGGACAAGGACGAGGAGGAUGAGAAGAAGGAAAAGAAGGAGGCGUUGGUGAAGGAACCUAAUGGCCAAACUGUGAGCUCCGACACAUCAGAAUCCGAUGUCACCAAGGUCAAUGAACAGUCCUGA
Coprinopsis cinerea okayama7#130 is the source of this 1680-nucleotide messenger RNA. Its product is annotated as mitochondrial chaperone BCS1. Lineage: Eukaryota; Fungi; Basidiomycota; Agaricomycetes; Agaricales; Psathyrellaceae. The record is from RefSeq and is a predicted model, not a curated record. Gene Ontology annotation, biological process: protein insertion into mitochondrial inner membrane from matrix; mitochondrial respiratory chain complex III assembly. Gene Ontology annotation, cellular component: mitochondrial inner membrane. Gene Ontology annotation, molecular function: ATP hydrolysis activity; ATP binding. Bases 1 to 1680 code for a protein of 559 amino acids. The transcript is spliced from 9 exons.